GUCUCUUCUACCUGGUAACUAGUGAUGCAGCAGCAGGGGGCGGUUCUCCAGGUUCUAACAGCAGCUUCUAGUCAGACUCAGUCAGUCUCUUCUACCUGGUAACUAGUGAUGCAGCAGCAGGGGGCGGUUCUCCAGGUUCUAACAGCAGCUUCUAGUCAGACUCAGUCAGUCUCUUCUUCCUGGUAACUAGUGAUGCAGCAGCAGCAGGGGGCGGUUCUCCAGGUUCUAGCAGCAGCUUCUAGUCAGACUCAGUCAGUUCCUGGACUGAAGCUGAUAGAGAAACAUGGAUUCUUCAUCACUGCUCUGCUGCUGCUUCCUCCUCUUCUUCACCGUCCCUGCUGCAGAUGGGUUUGAGAAUUACCAGGUGGAUCUUUGUGAGUUCACCUCCCCUGAUCUGAAGGACAUCGAGUUCAGCAGAUCCUUGGUUUACAACAAAAAGGAGUUCUGCAGGUUCAGCAGCAGUUUGGGGAAGUUUGUUGGAUACACGGAGUGGGGGAUCUACCAGGCCAACUACUUCAACAAUCUAACUGGGUAUAUUCAAGGGCUGAGAGCUGAUAAGGAGAGAUACUGCCUGAACCACGUUGGUAUUGCCUACUCGGCUGUUCUGACUAAAUCAGCGGAGCCCUACGUCACCAUUUAUUCUGAGUCACCCUCUGGUGGUCAGAAUGCCAUGCUGACCUGCGCUGCCUACAGCUUCUACCCUAAAACCAUCAAGGUGAGCUGGCUGAGAGACGGACAGGAGAUCACCUCUGGAGUCACCUCCACUGAGGAGCUGCCAGAUGGAGACUGGUACUACCAGAUCCACUCCAACCUGGAGUACCAGCCCAG
Cyprinodon variegatus (sheepshead minnow) is the source of this 828-nucleotide messenger RNA. Its product is annotated as rano class II histocompatibility antigen, D-1 beta chain-like. The transcript has 3 exons. Gene Ontology annotation, cellular component: membrane; MHC class II protein complex. The record is from RefSeq and is a predicted model, not a curated record. Gene Ontology annotation, molecular function: MHC class II protein complex binding. The annotation marks the transcript as partial. Gene Ontology annotation, biological process: peptide antigen assembly with MHC class II protein complex; immune response; antigen processing and presentation of exogenous peptide antigen via MHC class II. NCBI's taxonomy places the organism in Eukaryota, Metazoa, Chordata, Actinopteri, Cyprinodontiformes, Cyprinodontidae.